UACAUCGGGUCGCUCAUUUCACUCAACUCUAACCUCGACGUCAAUUAAAACCAAGCCGGAUGCUCUACAUCCAUCGGCACGCUUCCCGAACACCACGGAAGAUAAGCCCAGUCAGUUUAUAAAGGGACCCUCACGAAGACUCUAACAAUGAGAGAUAUCCCCGACCCGUUGGUGCUCUUCCGUAGACCAUAAUGCAUUAAGAUCUGUCUCAGCUCCAUUCAUCACGAGCCCAACUCUCUCCCAUUCUGAUAUCUUUUCUUUCACAAGCUAAUUUACCCCAUUGAUUAUUUCCGAAGCUUGUCUCAAAGUCCAUCUGCCAUGUCAGCAGACGCAAACGGAUAUUCAAAUGAGUUGAUGGCCAGCUACGCCGCUUCUGGCUUCACAGCCGGCCCAGGAGAGAAGAAAGGCGGCUAUCCAUUCGGAGACCAUCCAGCUCUGCUCGUCAUAGAUGCUUGCAACGCGUAUAUUACCGAAGGAAGUCCGUUGUAUGGGAAAGAUCGCUUCCAAACGGCGCUAGAGUCAUGCGAGAAGACAAUAUCACUGUGCCGAAAAAAGAGGAUCCCCGUAAUAUUCACCAGAGUGGUGUAUCACGACAGAGGCGCAGAUUGGGGCAAUUGUACCUCCGGGUGUGUGAGAGCGACGACUGUUGAUGCAACACAGUAUGGCUUCAACCCAUACGUGAUCGAGGACGCUUGUGGUGAUCGAGACGAAUGCCCUCAUAAGGCCAACUUAUUUGACAUGAAAGCGAAGUGUGCAGAAGUAGUCACUUCAAACGAUUUGGCAAUGCUCAUUAAAGACAAGACGUUUUUGUAUAGCUCAGUUUGGACUUCAAUCCAUGCGUCUUUAUCACACCCUCGAGCUUCUUAGGUCCUAUUAUCUGCCCCUCUCAAGCCUCCGGGGGGUGUCUCACGUAGUUCGGUAUACCCGCAGCCGUUACAUCAACGCGCCGUGAUUCAAACCCCGUACCAUAGUUCGUCCAGAUGUCCAACUCACGCUCUCGAGCUCUUGACAUCCUGUAAUAUUCUCCUCUCAUACGCCCAGGAGUGUCUCGUGUGGUCCGGUAUACCCGCAGCCGUAUUUCCAAC
Mytilinidion resinicola is the source of this 1085-nucleotide messenger RNA. Its product is annotated as Isochorismatase hydrolase. The record is from RefSeq and is a predicted model, not a curated record. The coding region runs from base 319 to 867 and encodes 182 amino acids. Lineage: Eukaryota; Fungi; Ascomycota; Dothideomycetes; Mytilinidiales; Mytilinidiaceae. The transcript has 5 exons.